GAGUCCGAGUGGCCGGAGGGGCAGAAGGACUGGUGCAGCUCCUGCCACGAGCACAGCGGAGACCUCCGGCUGAAGCGGAGCAAGCGACGGAGCUGCGCCCACUGUAGCAGCAAGGUGGGAGACCCCAAAGGCUCCAGGAACAAAGAGCCGGGCGAGUGUUUGGCGGAAGGCCGGGCCCAGCGGGAGCCCAGCCCUCAGCCGGAGGGGAAGGAGACCCCCGAGGGCCACACGGAGAGGAGAGACGACGGGGAAGCCGUCCCUGGCGGCCGGAUCAGA
Notechis scutatus (mainland tiger snake) is the source of this 276-nucleotide messenger RNA. Lineage: Eukaryota; Metazoa; Chordata; Lepidosauria; Squamata; Elapidae. The record is from RefSeq and is a predicted model, not a curated record.